CAUCCGACCCUUGCUCACCAAGCCCCGCUCCUGCCGCGACAGAAUCGGGUCAGAUCGGGGAGGCGGCGGAGGCAGGGAGCUCGCACCACCAUGGACGAGGAGGAGCACGAGGUGUACGGCCAGGAGAUCCCGGAGGACGGGGACAUGGACGGCGCCUACGUUGACAUGGCCGCCGCCGGGGAUGACGCGGCGAAGCUGCAGGAGCUCGACGAGAUGAAGCGCAGGUUGAAGGAGAUGGAGGAGGAGGCCGCCGCCCUCCGCGAUAUGCAGGCCAAGGUCGCCAAGGAGAUGCAAGGAGGUGACCCUAGUGCAUCGACAGCUGAGGCGAAGGAGCAGUUGGAUUCUCGUUCUGUGUAUGUUGGAAAUGUUGAUUAUGCAUGUACCCCAGAAGAAGUGCAGCAGCAUUUCCAAGCCUGCGGAACUGUCAAUCGAGUGACAAUCUUGACCGACAAGUUUGGGCAGCCAAAAGGUUUUGCUUACGUGGAAUUUCUGGAACAAGAAGCUGUUCAGGAAGCUCUUAAUUUGAAUGAAUCUGAAUUGCACGGUCGCCAGAUUAAGGUUGCACCGAAGAGGACUAAUGUCCCUGGUAUGAAGCAGCGGCCACCACGUGGAUAUAAUCCAUACCAUGGCUACCCUUAUAGAUCAUACGGAGCACCGUAUUUCCCACCAUAUGGCUAUGGGAGAGCUCCCAGAUUCCGUCGUCCUAUGCGCUACAGACCUUACUUGUGAAGUCAAAUGCAAAUCCAGCCAUAGUCAGUCCCGUGAGUAAUUCAACCUGCCGAUGUUUUGUUUGCACUGUUUCAUAGUAUUGCGGGUGGAUGUUCCUGUCUUGUUACCUUUGUGGCUUCUGUUUAGCUGCUGCCAUCGUCGGACAUGUACUUUUGGUUGCUGUAAUACGAUGUGGUAGCUAAACAGCAUGAUGUAAUACCGGUUUGCGUACUUUGUUCUGGAGCUUUCGGUAUUCUAUGCAGCUCUUUUCAGAAGA
Messenger RNA from Phragmites australis (common reed), 985 nucleotides. RefSeq names its product polyadenylate-binding protein 2-like. Gene Ontology annotation, molecular function: RNA binding. The record is from RefSeq and is a predicted model, not a curated record. The transcript is spliced from 6 exons. Lineage: Eukaryota; Viridiplantae; Streptophyta; Magnoliopsida; Poales; Poaceae. The coding region runs from base 91 to 729 and encodes 212 amino acids.